This is a messenger RNA of Lutzomyia longipalpis, 2385 nucleotides long. RefSeq lists its product as uncharacterized. The record is from RefSeq and is a predicted model, not a curated record. The coding region runs from base 537 to 2174 and encodes 545 amino acids. The transcript has 4 exons. Lineage: Eukaryota; Metazoa; Arthropoda; Insecta; Diptera; Psychodidae.
ACUACGCUGAAUCCUCUCAGCUUUCUCUCAAGGCAUCAUCACCUCGCUUCUGUGGCGGAGAAAUCAUCAAUUUCUCAGCCAAAAAAAAUUCUCAAACUUUCCAAAAAUGCUCAAGGUAAUCAUUUCUAUAUCAAUUCGGUGGAAAAAAGUGAGAAAAAAGCAUUUAAAUGGAAAAAAUUAAAAUAGAUAAAAAGCGAGUCUCGAACUUAACCAAUUGUGUCUCGAAUACCAUCUUAGUCAGGAACAGCAAACAGGUAGUUUCGAGACAACAAUUGAUUGAUAACGCCGCGCUAGAAUUCGUUCAAGAGCUCACAGUGGGAGUUUAGAGACACGCGAGCACCUUAUCAUUUGCACGUCGAUAAGGUACGCGCAAAAGUGAGGCAGAAUAGAGAAGCAAUUCUCGUUGCGAUCUCCUCGAGAUUGAGACAAUCUCAUGGAGAGCUUUUCCAUGGCUUCACGCUAUAUAUGGCUAAUCUUAUCACAAUCCCUGACCUCAGAGACGUUUGAGAGGGACAAGACGUUGGAAAAAUUACGAAAUGGCCAAGAAAGGUGGUGUGCAGCAACUUCAAACGGAAGUUAACACCGACGAUGAGCUAAGUAAGUUCCUCGAGAGAGAAGGGCUGCUCGUGUUGGAUGUCUUCACAGAUUGGUGUGGUCCCUGCCUCGGUAUGGUGGGGAGUCUCAAGAAGAUAAAGCUAGAACUGGGUGGGGAUGAUCUUCAUCUGGCUAUAUGCAAAGUUGAUGAGAUUUCAGCACUAAAGAGAUUCCGAAAUCGCAGUGAACCAACAUGGGUGUUUGCUUCCAAGGGGAAGGUUGUGAACCUCAUGUUUGGUGCUAAUGUCCCAAAACUCAUGAAGAUGAUUGCGGAUGAAUUGAAAAUUGAGAAAAGUUUCCGCGCUGGGGAAUAUGAGCGAACAUUCUAUGCCCUGGAUGAGCUAACACCGGCUGAAGUGGAACGUGUAAAGGAGAAGGAACGUCUCGAGGAGGAAGCAACACGAGCUGAGCAGGAAUCCAUUAAGAAGAAGCGUCAGGAUUUCAUAACGCACAUUACGAAUGAAAUAAUGACCAACAUCCGUGAUCACGGUGUAAUGUUGCUCAUGCCACAAGUCCCAAAAGAUUCCUUUAGGAGGAUAUCUGAAUCUGCCGAUCCAUACGGGGUAUCGUGCAAGGAUAAACGCAUUGUGAAGCUCAUGCCGGAAAAUUUGGAGAUACUCCAUUUUGAAUGCACCAACCCACUGCCAGAUGAUGUUCUUGAGGCAAUUUUCGGGAAGGAACUCCAAGCUGUUGCAUGGAAAGUGUCCGAUCAGGAAACAAAGCCCGUUGAGGAAGUCCUGCGAAGUGUCCACGAAGCCCUGACAGUACCGCAAUCUGUUAAAACAACCAAUGAAGCUGGAGAAGAAGUUGAGGUUCAACUAUCCCCUGUACUAGCGGCAGCGGAAGUUGAUCCACCAAGAAAGACCCCAUCCCCAUUACUGGUUCUGCAGGAUCCUAAAGAGCUACUGAGUGAACCUAAGGAGGUAACGAAGGUACUCCUUCCAGCUGCAUGGACACCCUACAAUCGUCGUGCCAAUGCUGCAUUGAUUUACCUCUUCUUCCGUCAUCUCACUGAAAUCUUCCUACCACCUGACCCUGUUCCCGAUCCCCCACAUCUGGCAAUUAUUUUUGACGCCUUCAAAAAGCAAGACAUAAUGGAUGCAUGUCUCAAGCAUAAAACAGCCGUUCUAGCCUAUGGGUACUUUACUUCAGCAGAUCCAAAGACAGCAACCCUCAUUGCAAACACCAAUGAUGCCUAUGCGCAGGUGAAGCGCACCGUGAACGAUAAGUUGGUACUCAAAGUAACAAAAUCCGAGACAGAUGCAGUUCUUGAGCUUGUUUCCUUGGGUCCAUGCUUUGUGAGUCAGAAUUGUGUCCAGGGCGAAGUGGAGUGUGCCGCCUUCUUCCCCGAGGGCUAUACAAAUCGUGAAGAGGGUGAAGGUGUUGAGGAGGAGCACGUGGAGGUCAGCAAGCGGGGGAAGAAGAAGAAAAAGAAGAAGAAGGACGAAGAUACGUCAUCCGUGCAAAAUGGGCAAGAAGUGCCGGACAUUGCUGCCCUGGAGGAAGCCAUUGAGGAGCAUGAAGAUGAGAAAGUAUCCAAUGAUGGGCAUGAGAAGGAUGAUGAUGCUGCUGAAGGUUAAAUUUUGCAUAGACGCACAAAACCAGCUUGAUAGCCAAUUGCAUAGUAUUUGCUGGCCCUCUCAUUGGGAUUGAAGGCCACCCUGUUGAUCCUUGUUAAAGGGUAUUCAGCCACAUGACGACUCCUGAAGACUUUUGUUGCUUUCAAAUCAACCGCCUGAUGUAGAGAAAAGAAAUUUUAAAUAAAAUUAAAAGAAAAAUUAACAAAUUAAA